This is a messenger RNA of Eruca vesicaria subsp. sativa (arugula), 2883 nucleotides long. Lineage: Eukaryota; Viridiplantae; Streptophyta; Magnoliopsida; Brassicales; Brassicaceae. The record is from the annotation of a GenBank genome assembly.
AUGAAGAAGAGCUCUCGAUUCUACGCAACUCUCUUCAUCGCUUUCCUCUCUUUCUCCUUAUCUCGCGCCUUCUAUCUCCCCGGUGUCGCUCCCCGCGAUUUCCAGAAGGGAGAUCCUCUUUAUGUGAAGGUGAACAAAUUGUCUUCUACCAAGACCCAACUUCCUUAUGACUACUACUACCUGAAUUACUGUAAGCCUCGUAAGAUCGUUAACAAUGCUGAGAAUCUUGGGGAGGUUCUCAGAGGAGACCGCAUUGAGAACUCGGUUUAUACUUUUCAAAUGCUGGAAGAUCAGCCUUGUAAAGUAGGUUGCCGUGUUAAACUUGACGCUGAGUCCACCAAAAAUUUCAAGGAAAAGAUUGAUGAUGAAUACCGUGCUAAUAUGAUUCUUGAUAAUCUUCCGGUAGCUGUACUUAGACAAAGGAGGGAUGGAAGUCAGUCAACUACUUAUGAACAUGGUUUCCGAGUCGGCUUCAAAGGGAGUUAUGAAGGGAGCAAAGAGGAGAAAUAUUUUAUCCAUAAUCACUUGAGCUUCCGAGUUAUGUACCACAGAGAUCAAGAGUCUGAUUCUGCUAGAAUUGUUGGAUUUGAGGUUACUCCUAACAGUAUCUUGCAUGAGUACAAGGAGUGGGAUGAAAACAAUCCUCAGAUAACAACAUGCAACAAGGAUACAAAGAAUUUAAUCCAAACCAAUACUGUCCCUCAAGAAGUUGAGAAAGGAAAAGAAAUUGUAUUUACAUAUGAUGUCUCAUUUAAGGAGAGUGAAAUCAAAUGGGCUUCUCGAUGGGACACAUACCUUCUCAUGAAUGAUGAUCAGAUCCACUGGUUUUCCAUUAUAAAUUCGCUUAUGAUCGUCCUAUUUCUUUCUGGAAUGGUAGCUAUGAUUAUGAUGAGAACUCUCUACAAGGAUAUCUCAAACUACAAUCAGCUCGAAACACAAGAUGAGGCUCAGGAAGAGACUGGAUGGAAGCUUGUCCACGGAGAUGUCUUCAGGCCACCUGUGAACUCUGGAUUGUUGUGUGUUUAUGUUGGUACAGGUGUUCAGAUCUUUGGAAUGUCGCUUGUUACAAUGAUGUUUGCGUUGCUGGGUUUCUUAUCUCCAUCCAACAGAGGAGGGCUUAUGACUGCCAUGGUUCUCUUGUGGGUUUUCAUGGGCAUAUUCGCUGGUUACUCCUCAUCUCGCCUUCACAAAAUGUUCAAAGGAGACAAGUGGAAGAGAAUGACAUUGAAGACUGCAUUCAUGUUUCCCGGUAUCCUUUUUGUGAUCUUCUUUGUUCUAAAUGGCCUCAUUUGGGGAGAACAGUCAUCUGGAGCCAUACCUUUUGGUACAAUGUUUGCUCUCUUCUGCCUCUGGUUUGGCAUCUCAGUCCCACUAGUCUUUGUCGGUAGCUAUCUGGGUUACAAGAAGCCAGCGAUCGAAGCCCCGGUCAAAACAAACAAGAUCCCAAGGCAAGUACCAGAGCAGCCAUGGUACAUGAAACCUGUGUUCUCCAUACUUAUUGGAGGCAUCCUCCCAUUUGGAGCAGUCUUCAUCGAGCUCUUCUUCAUCUUGACAUCGAUUUGGCUGAACCAGUUCUACUACAUCUUCGGGUUCCUCUUCAUAGUGUUCUUGAUCUUGAUAGUCACCUGCGCAGAGAUCACAGUUGUGCUCUGCUACUUCCAGCUUUGCAGCGAAGACUACAACUGGUGGUGGAGAGCUUACUUAACCGCGGGUUCAUCUGCUUUCUACCUCUUCCUCUACUCGAUCUUCUACUUCUUCACGAAGCUGGAGAUCACAAAGCUAGUCUCGGGAAUGCUCUACUUCGGGUACAUGGUCAUCAUCUCUUACGCUUUCUUCGUCCUAACUGGCACAAUAGGUUUCUACGCUUGCUUCUGGUUCGUGAGGAAGAUCUACUCUUCAGUGAAGAUUGACUAGAACUCAGGACAGAAGAAACCAACUGAUAAAUCUUGCAGAAAAAUGCCAACCAACUUUUGAGUCUUUGUAUGUUUUAUUUGUAGCUGUAACAAAGUAAAAGAAUCAAAUCAACUUUUAUUCGUACCUUGUUUCUUCAUCACCUACACAUUCGACAGAUGUUGGUUGAAUCUAGUAUUACAUGUCUUUGUCACCAAUAAUCUCCACAGGAACAUAUUCCUCCGACAAUUUGAUGAAACCUGUUUUUAUCUCUCAAGCACACUUCUCUUUCAAAAACCUUAGAGAAGAUCUUGGCAAAAUUAUGACAAUCAACGCAUAUGCGUAGAUUCUUGAAAACUCGAAUGGGAAUCCCAUCACCAGUAGCAAUCAAUCCAAAAGUCAGAGCUAGUUUCUCACUAUGACCAAGUAACAUCCUCUCCUUCUGCUCCUCAUCCACGUCAUACAACACACAGCUAUGAUCAGGAACGUAACCGGCUUGUUUCAUUUUUAUCAGUAUCUCUUUCAACUUAGCUAACACCUCUUCCCUUCUUGGAUGAGUACGAUCAUUAGCGUGGAAGUAAUGCAAGGUCUGCUCGUGCUGAAUCCAGCUUUUGCCUGGUUCUUUCGUUACAGCGUUUUGCAACAUCAAUGCUCUUAAACUGUUUACGUCUUCCCACCUUCCUGCAGAGGCAUACAAGUUAGAGAGAAUCACGUAGUUACCCGCGUUCCCCGGUUCAAUCUCAAUGAGCUUACGACCUACAUAUUCUCCAAUAUCUACAGAUACAUGAACCCUACAAGCUCCUAAAAGAGAUCCCAAGACACCAGCAGUUGGUUCUGACGGCAUUCUUUUGACGAACUCAAACGCCUCCUCAAUCCUACCAGCACGGCCAAGCAUAUCAACGAUGCAACCAUAAUGCUCAGUGUCAGGCUUGAUCCCGUAAUCUCCCGCAAUCAUUUCAUCAAAUAUACUUAGCCCUGUGUCUUCCAUUUUCC